ACUGAUGUCUUUAGCAAUGUCUAACGCAGUGAAAAAUCCCAAACAGAGGGAGAAACUACUUGUGAGGUCAACCAGCGAGAGCCAGGCAUCUCGAGAUCUUAAAAGGCUUCUGUCUCUACUGGAAAGCAACGCUCCCAGACCAGAUGUGAAAUUAAAAACACAUGGUUCCGGGGCUAAGAAAUCACAAAUACCUCAUCCAAAUAACUCCAACACACACAAGUCCGAGCUCAAUGUAAACUUGGCACUACAGAAAUUCAGUGAAGAGUAUGAGAACCAAAGAUGCUUCAGCAGCCACCCCCUGCACAAACUCUUUAGUAACCUCCUCAUUUCUCUGGUCAAGAAUCGACUGUGCAGUGAAUGGCUUGACACAGCUGUAGCAGAAUCAGUCCUCACAGUUCUCACCUGCCUCCGAAUACUCGUCAGAGACAUGGAGCUUCAGAAACUGUUCCAUCAACACCAGGGCAUCACAUUAUUGGCCAGGUAUCUGGAUUCAGUGUGCGCAGCGUACUUCUCGUGUGGUGGACAGGUCUUCACAGGGCAGAUGCUGGUCACUAUGACAUACAUAUUCCAGAAAAUGUCUGCAUCUGAUGAGCUGAGGCUGCACAUCAUGGACACUGGUGUCCACAAGACACUGGUGAACCUCCUGUCCUCGACAGACAGUAGUGUGUUAGUGGGAGCUUUGCUGGCUCUCACCUCCUUGGCCCAUAUGUUUUUGUACAGUCCUGAAUGUAGAGAGCAGAUUGGUGAGCUCCAUAUAGUGGAGAACCUGCUUGUGAUUCUUCAAGAAUAUGACCUCCUCUCCAAGAGGAUGUGUGCGGAGCUGCUGCGUCUGCUAUGCUCGGAACAGUGUGUGCUGGGGCAGUUGUGCGCUCUGAGGGGGGUGCCUGUGCUCCUCAGCCUGCUCCAUUCGCACCACCUCAAGCUGCUGUGGAGCCUGUGCUGGGUCCUAGUGCAGAUGUGCCAGGAGCCUGAAGCCAGAGUGGAGAUCAGGAGCUGGGGAGGAGUCCAACAACUGCUCCACCUGCUCAGCUGUGACAGACAGUAUGUUUGGGACCGCUCCUCCAUUGAGACCUUGUCCAGUGCAAACGCAUCAGGUCGACUCCAUAAGCAGCACAUGACAGAGGAGCUGAGUCAACAGGAGCAGCGGGACAACAUCGCCGCUCUGCAGGCAGCCUGCUGCACAGCUCUGACAGAGCUCAGCCUGGAUGACUCUUGUGCUCACCACAUUGUACAGGAGAAUGGAGUCUUCAUUAUCGCAAAGUUUAUUCUACCACAGACUUAUGGAGCAGAUGGUGUCUUACAGUGCUAUGCAUUCAGGGCCUUACGGUUUCUGUUCAGUGUGGAGAGAAACAGACAUGUCUUUAAACGGCUCUUUCCCACAGACCUCUUUGAGCUGUUUAUUGAUGUUGGCCACUACGUCCGGGACCUCACAGCCUAUGAGACUCUGCAGGUCAAAGUCUCCCUCUACUCUGAGGAGGAGCUGGAGAGCCUGAGGGACAGUAUCAUGGCUGUGGACCAGAGCAGACCUCCUCUCAGGGUCAUCAGUGGAUACUCCAUACUGGAUCAUCUGGGCACAGGGGCCUUUGGGAGUGUCUUCAAGGUGAGGAAGCAGGGCAGUCAGACGCUUUUGGCUCUGAAGGAGGUGAACCUACACAACCCAGCCUUUGGUAAAGACAAGAAGUCCAGAGACAGUAAUGUGGACAAGAUAAUCUCUGAGCUCAGCAUCAUCAGGGAACAGAUGGCUCAUCCAAAUAUUGUCAAGUAUUACAAAACAUUUCUGGAAGGGGAGAGACUGUACAUAGUAAUGGAGCUGAUAGAGGGCGUUCCGCUGGCCGAACACCUGAGCUCUCUGAAGGAGAAGAACCAAAACUUCACCGAGGACAGAGUGUGGAACAUUUUUAUCCAGAUGUGCCUGGCUCUCAGAUACCUGCACAGGGACAAGCACAUCGUGCACCGGGACCUGUCUCCAAACAACAUUAUGUUAGGAGAUCAGGACUGGGUCACCAUCACUGACUUUGGACUGGCCAAACAGAAGCAAGAGAAUAGCAAGCUCACCUCAGUCGUGGGCACUAUUCUGUACUCCUGCCCUGAGGUGGUGAAGAGUGAGCCGUACGGGGAGAAGGCAGACGUGUGGGCUCUGGGCUGUGUGCUCUAUCAAAUGGCCACUCUGCAGCCUCCCUUCUACAGCUCCAACAUGCUCUCACUCGCCAACAAGAUUGUGGAAGCCCAGUAUGAACCAGUGGAGAGUGGCCGAUACUCAGACAGAGUUAUUCACAUGAUCAGAUGGUUGCUGAGCCCAUCCCCAGACCAGCGUCCGGACAUCGUACAAGUCAGCUCCAGCAUUUCGGAGCUCCUGAUGAGAGCCAUGGACCGGUUCCACACCUCCUAUAAUGCACUCGAGCGCAGGGCACAAAGGGACAGAAAGAGGGCGCACCAAUACUUCUUAGAAAGAAACCAGGCCAAUGUCCCCUCAGCUCCUACACAGGAUAAGUCCUCACUGGAAAUGCAUUCUUCCGCUCCACGUCAGCACAGUCCUACUCAGGGCGGCGAGGGCUCAGAGGAAGAGGAGGAACUGUUGGACUUAAAAAACAAUGGGCCUAACGGAGAAAUGUGUGUUUUCAAAACAAACCUGUGUCUAACCCCAGACCAGUUAACAGAGCGGGACUGUGCCUCUGCUAAGACCAAAUCCAGACCAGGCUCUGUGUCUGCAGCCUUGUGCGUCUCUCAAAGCAGAGUGAGACAGAUCGACGACCCGAGCAACAGACUCCUACUACAACUGCACAAAGUCCUCUUCAUAACACAGCUCCCUCCUGCUCCUCAUCACGAUUCCAAGCGCCAUCUGGUAGAGAGGUUCAAGAAGUCUCUGUUCAACGUGCACAGUGAUCCAUACAACCUGAAAGUAGAGCUCAGCAAGCUCCUCCGGGCGUCCUCAGAAGUCAUGGAGUUUGGUUUGGUCACCGACUGGUCUCUGAUCCAACAGCCCGACACACACUCCACAGUGGAUGGAAUCACUUAUGAACAGAUGCAGGUUUUCAUUGAAGAGCUGCUUGAGGAAAAUGGAUACUACAAAUCCACCAGGUGA
Periophthalmus magnuspinnatus is the source of this 3082-nucleotide messenger RNA. RefSeq names its product NIMA-related kinase 10 (gene nek10). Gene Ontology annotation, molecular function: protein binding; ATP binding; protein kinase activity. The transcript is spliced from 34 exons. Lineage: Eukaryota; Metazoa; Chordata; Actinopteri; Gobiiformes; Gobiidae. Gene Ontology annotation, biological process: protein phosphorylation. The coding region runs from base 5 to 3082 and encodes 1025 amino acids. The record is from RefSeq and is a predicted model, not a curated record.